Messenger RNA from Penicillium odoratum, 1332 nucleotides. RefSeq names its product Hsp20/alpha crystallin family protein. The record is from RefSeq and is a predicted model, not a curated record. The transcript has a single exon. NCBI's taxonomy places the organism in Eukaryota, Fungi, Ascomycota, Eurotiomycetes, Eurotiales, Aspergillaceae. Gene Ontology annotation, biological process: protein complex oligomerization; response to hydrogen peroxide; response to heat. Bases 1 to 1332 code for a protein of 443 amino acids.
AUGGCUUCCAUCUAUCACCUCAAUCACCCAUCCUAUUCAUGGGAUCCCUCAGCCACUGGCCUUGAGGACCACCCUUUCUUCUCUCAUGGAGGUCACUACCACGGCCCACACGCUCACCACGGUCCUCCAGGCCCCCCUGGACCUCCUCCUCCUCCUCCCUACUGGGGCUAUGGAGGCCCACCCCAUCACGGCCAUCACGGUCACCGCGGUCCUCCCCCAGCCUGGGAAUUUGGAGGUCCCGAACAUGGUCACCGCGGCCGUCACCGCCGCCACGGCGAGUGGGAGCAGCGCGAGAACAACGAUGCCGAGCCAGAACAGAAUGCUGAUGCCACAGCAUCCACCGAGAAGGUCCCCGAGACCCAAGAUAAAGAGAUGAACUCCUGUUCUGACUCCGAAUCGGACGAGUACCGUUGCCGCAAAGACAAGCGCCAUGGCAAGGGUCGUCAUGGCCACGACCAUGUUCACGGUUUCGGUAAAGGUGGCCGCGGAGGCAAAGGUGGUAGGGGCCGCCAUGGAUAUGGACAUGGACCAGGUCACAGGGGUGGUCCUGGAGCCUUUGGUGGUCAUCAUCACGGCCCUUAUGGAGGUCCUGGUCCUCAUCAAUACGGCCCUUAUGGAGGUCCUGACUUCGGAGGCCCUGGUCAUUUUGGACCACCUCACCACGCGCACCCUAUCUUCGGGUACGGCAGUCCGAUGGGAAAAGGCCACAAGUGCCACGGACACAAAGGCUUUAGGGGAUAUGGACACAAAGGCAAGGGCCACAAAGGAGGACGUGGUGGGAUGCGUGGUCCCGAUGCAGGCUUCAUGCGCCAACUGAGCGCAUUCUUUGGAUUCCCCUUUGGCCCACAGAACGAAACCGACUUCCAACCCUCCGUCGACAUCUUCGACACCCCAGCCAACUAUAUUUUGCACGUUUCACUGCCCGGUGCUAAAAAAUCUGACGUGAGCAUCGACUACGAUGCCGAAGAGUCCGUUCUACGUCUUACCGGUAUCGUGCACCGACCCGGCAUGGAUGAGAAUCUGCACCAAGCUCUGGUGAUGGAGGAACGUGCCCAGGAGGUGGGCACUUUCCAGCGUGAAAUUCGCCUUGGUACGCGCGAGGCCUCGGCUCCUAUUGAUUUUGAUGCGAUCGUCGCCAAACUCGAGGAUGGUGUUCUGAACGUUACUAUCCCGAAGAUCGAGUCCGAGUUGAAGAAGGUUCUCGUUGAAGAUGGCGAUGUCAAGGAGAAAGAUCCCAUGGAGGAAGGUGUAAACCGGUCGAUUACUCCUGUCGAGUCGGAGGAAAGCGAGGAGCAGGAGGUGCGCGAAUACGUGAAAAUUGCUAUUCAGUAA